Molecule: messenger RNA, 1572 nt
Organism: Pistacia vera
Lineage: Eukaryota; Viridiplantae; Streptophyta; Magnoliopsida; Sapindales; Anacardiaceae
Product: UDP-glycosyltransferase 87A1-like
Exons: 2
Coding region: 148-1539 (463 amino acids)
Molecular function (GO): UDP-glycosyltransferase activity
Source: RefSeq, a predicted model, not a curated record
AUAAAAAUAUGAAUUCUUCUUAAUUAAGAGCUCUUUGUCUUUUCAGAAGUCAGCCAAUAAUUGAACACUGUAAACCAACAAAAUUCAUCAAUAAAGCUAGCUCAUCUCAAAAUCAAUCGAAACCUUCACUGCAUUCAGACUCUGAACAUGGAUCCUUCAAUCAAUCUGAAACCAACUGCCGUCCGCCAUGUGGUGGCAAUGCCUCUUCCCGGUCGAGGCCACAUCAAUCCCAUGAUGAAUCUUUGCAAGCUAAUAGCUUCUAAAACAAAUGAUGUCCUCGUUACAUUUGUUGUUACCGAAGAAUGGCUUGGCUUCAUUGGCUCUGAUGCUAAGCCUGACAACUUGGGGUUUGCUUCAAUACCAAAUGUCAUCCCCUCCGAGCUAGUUCGAGGUGUGGAGUUUCCUCGAUUCUAUGAAGCUGUAAUGACAAAAAUGGAAGUUCCCUUCGAGCAGCUCCUUGAUCGGCUUGACCCGCCAGUGACUAACAUCAUAACUGAUUCCGAGCUUUUCUGGGCAAUCCGCAUUGGUAAUUGCAGGAAUAUUCCCGUAGCCUCGCUUUGCACUACAUCGGCAACAUUUUUUUCGAAGCUACAUUAUUUUGGCACCAUACAAGAUCAGCAUUCACUGGCUGAUUUGCUAGGAAAAGGAGACGAGAUUUUGGACAUUCCAGCAGCAGUUUCUUCAACUGAUGUAUCAGACAUUCGAACUAUCUACGGUGCAAGUGGUAGAGGAGUCAUGCAGCUUGCCUUAAAAGGUCAUUCAUGGGUGCAAAAAUCUCAAUAUCUACUAUUCAAUUCUGUUUACGAGCUUGAAGCCCAAGUCUUUGGUACUCUCGAAACGAAAUUUUCUUUUCCCAUUUAUCCCAUUGGCCCUGUGAUACCCUACUUCGAAUUGAAAGACAAUUUCUGCACAAAUAUUAGUCCUGAUGGUCCCAACUAUCAAGAAUGGCUAAAUUUUCAACCUACUGGUUCAGUCUUGUAUGUAUCAUUGGGGAGCUUCCAUUCAGUUUCAAGUGAACAAAUGGAUGAAAUUUCUGCUGGACUGAAAAAUAGUGGUGUUCGAUACCUGUGGGUUGCGCGAGGAGAAACUUGUAGAUUGCAAAAGAGUUGUGGUGAUAUGGGAUUGGUAGUGCCUUGGUGUGACCAAUUGAAGGUGUUGUGCCAUUCUUCUGUCGGGGGCUUUUGGACUCACUGUGGGUGGAAUUCUACUCUUGAAGCUCUUUUUGCUGGCAUUCCAAUGAUUACAUUUCCUAUAACUUAUGAUCAAGUUCCAAAUAGUGAGAAAAUUGUGCAAGAUUGGAAGAUUGGGUGGAGAUUAAGGGGAAGAGGUGGAGAUGAAAAUUCGGUGAGUAGAGAAGAAAUAGCCGAGAUUGUGCAAAAGUUUAUGGAUAAAGAAAGCAUUGAGGUACAAGAAAUGAGGAAAAGAGCAAGAAAAUUUAGAGAAAUUUGUGAUGGAGCAACGGCAAAAGGUGGAACAUCUGGAGAAAAUCUUGAUGCUUUCAUUAAGGAGAUUUCACAAGGUCACAUAACUAUUGAGUAGCUGUGUGUAUAUUUAUUGAUCAAAUCAUCAAGA